Molecule: messenger RNA, 2637 nt
Organism: Pelobates fuscus (common spadefoot toad)
Lineage: Eukaryota; Metazoa; Chordata; Amphibia; Anura; Pelobatidae
Gene: SLC26A2
Product: solute carrier family 26 member 2
Exons: 4
Coding region: 178-2277 (699 amino acids)
Biological process (GO): transmembrane transport
Cellular component (GO): plasma membrane
Molecular function (GO): bicarbonate transmembrane transporter activity; secondary active sulfate transmembrane transporter activity; oxalate transmembrane transporter activity
Source: RefSeq, a predicted model, not a curated record
CAGCCUGCAUGCAAGUUGACAGAGAUGUGGUAACACAUCUUUACAAGGAACCAAGUUGAGCACCACAGGUGUCACCUACAGAGAAAGGGACCAGUCUGCUGCAGGGAGCCUAGGGAGGAUCCAGAGCCCAAACUCGGAAGGGGCACUGCUAGUAUUGGAGACUUAAAGGAAUCAGGCAUGAGUCAGGAGAGUCAUGAACACCCCAAAUCCAGUGUCGGUGUUCUCCCACCUGGCACUAUACUUUUGGAAGAGAAGGAGAAAAAAAACAUCAAACUGAAGACCCGCUUAGCUGAGAAGAUAAAAAAGAACUGCACCUGUUCUCCAGUCAAAGCCAAAGAUACGCUUUUCAGUUUUUUUCCUGUCCUACAAUGGCUGCCUAAAUACAAUCUUAAAGAAUGUUUAUUAGGUGAUUUAAUGUCUGGACUUAUUGUGGGGAUUCUUCUGGUCCCUCAAUCUAUUGCAUAUUCACUUUUAGCAGGCCAGGAACCCAUAUAUGGUCUUUACACCUCUUUUUUCGCCUGCAUAAUCUAUUUCCUCAUGGGAACUUCUCGACAUAUUCAUGUCGGAAUCUUUGGUGUGCUGUGUCUGAUGGUUGGGGAGGUGGUGGAUCGAGAGCUGGAGGCUGCUGGGUUUGAUGAAAACAGCACACACAGUGCCUUCGCUAUAAAUGUGACUGAAGCGUUGACAUGUGACAGAAGCUGUUAUGCCAUCACAGUUGGUGCGACUGUUACUUUUAUGGCAGGAGUGUAUCAGGUUGCAAUGGGAUUUCUCCAGGUUGGUUUUGUUUCAGUGUACCUCUCUGAUUCAUUGCUCAGUGGAUUUGCCACAGGUGCCUCCAUCACUAUUCUUACAUCCCAAGUAAAAUAUUUAUUAGGGUUAAGUAUACCACGUGCCAAUGGGAUAGGGUCUUCAAUCUACACAUGGAUUUACAUUUUUCAAAACAUUCACAUGACUAAUAUUUGUGAUCUUGUUACAAGCAUUGUGUGCCUUCUCGUUCUGAUUCCAGCCAAAGAAAUCAAUGAAUGUUACAAGUCUAAGCUCAAGGCCCCGAUUCCCAUUGAACUGUUUGUAGUUGUUGGUGCAACUCUUGCAUCUCAUUUUGGUCAUCUGCAUGAAAAUUAUGGCUCCAGCAUUGCAGGCACAAUCCCCACUGGAUUUCUGAUGCCAAAAUCACCAGACUGGAGUCUUAUUCCUAGCAUUGCACUGGGAGCACUGUCGAUUGCUAUUAUUGGAUUUGCAAUAACAGUCUCUCUGUCUGAGAUGUUUGCUAAGAAGCAUGGCUAUGAGGUGAAGGCCAAUCAAGAAAUGUAUGCCAUUGGAUUUUGCAACAUCAUUCCAGCUUUUUUCCACUGUUUUACCACAAGUGCAGCUCUUGCAAAAACUCUAGUUAAAGAAUCUACAGGAUGUAGAACCCAAGUCUCAGGGGUUAUGACCUCUUUGAUCAUUUUGUUGGUGUUACUAGUGAUUGCCCCUUUAUUCUUUUCUCUUCAGAAAUGUGUUCUUGGAGUCAUAACCAUUGUCAAUCUUAGAGGUGCUCUGAAGAAGUAUUUUGAUUUGCCGAAAAUGUGGAAGGUAAAUAAAGUAGAUACAGCCAUCUGGCUGGUAACCAUGUUUUCCUCUGCAUUAAUUAGUACAGAACUUGGUCUGUUGAUUGGCAUUGCAUUUUCAAUGGUUUGUGUCAUCGUAAGAUCACAGAAACCGGGGGCAACUUUGCUUGGCAGGGUGGAAAAUUCAGAUGUUUUUGAGUCCAUGGUUGUCUACAAGAACCUUAAAUCUACACCAGGCAUCAAGAUCUUUCGCUUUGAAGCUCCCCUUUAUUACGUGAACAAACAAUGCUUUAAAUCAGCUUUGUACAAGACAUCUGGCGUUGACCCGGUUUUAGUUGCAACAGAGCAAAAGAAAAAAGAGAAAAAGAAAGAAAAGCUACAAAAGAAGGAUAGAGUUGUUGAUGCCAAGGUUACUCAGGUGGACACCAUACAGCAGCUCUACAAAGAACCUUUGCCGUUUCAUACUUUAGUUAUCGACUGUAGUGUCAUUCAGUUUAUAGACACUGCAGGAGUGAAUACCUUGAAAGAGGUCCUAAAUGAUUAUAAAAACAUUGGCAUUUGUGUGCUACUGGCUCAGUGUAAUAUUUCAGUAAGAAAUUCCCUUCGGAAUGGAGACUAUUUUAAAAGGGAAGAGAGCUGCAUGGUGUUCUACAGUGUACAACAAGCCGUGCAGUUUGCACUAUAUGAGCAAGAACAAGAAGAUGCCUGCAUUAAUGGUUCUUUAGUCUAGCAAAGCGUGCUAUUUUUUAUACUCUAAUAACCCUUAGUGCUGCUGUGAAGCUGCAGAGUGUGUCUGAGAGUGUUUGUAAGCUACAUUAACUUAUACUCUAACAGGAGAGAUAACUAGAAUACUGUACUGGUUGACGUUCACGUGCCUUUAUUAAAUACCAUAUGAGUUUAAUCAUGUGGUCAGUGAUAGAAAUAAUUGUUUUCCCAAUUGGAAAGCAAGAUUCUGAUACCUACAUUAAAAGUUAUAGUCUGAAGAACACACAUUUAUUUUAAUUUAUAGUAAAUAAGCAGCUUAAUAGAAUGUAAUUCAUGCUAAAUUAAUUUUAUUAUAAUUUCUAGAUUGCACUUAUUCCUUAAGAAA